Messenger RNA from Mya arenaria, 13064 nucleotides. Its product is annotated as epidermal growth factor receptor-like. The transcript has 29 exons. Gene Ontology annotation, cellular component: basal plasma membrane; signaling receptor complex. Bases 1061 to 5662 code for a protein of 1533 amino acids. Gene Ontology annotation, biological process: negative regulation of apoptotic process; positive regulation of kinase activity; positive regulation of epithelial cell proliferation. NCBI's taxonomy places the organism in Eukaryota, Metazoa, Mollusca, Bivalvia, Myida, Myidae. The record is from RefSeq and is a predicted model, not a curated record. Gene Ontology annotation, molecular function: epidermal growth factor receptor activity; epidermal growth factor binding; ATP binding.
UUUGCUUAGAAUAUAGAGGUAUUACUAAUGUGCAGAGAGCUUUGUUUUGGUGCAUGGUCCCAUAAAGUUUAGCUUGAAAGAUUGAAGGAUUACAAAUUGGACUUCGAUCUUGAUGUUUGUUUUGUGUGCAAGCUCUACUGUUUAUUUUAUAGAUCAAGAAAGUUUUAUAUAAAACUAUUGUGUGCGUCUUAGGGUAACCAAGUGGAAAAAGAGAAUUAUAGUGCAGUUUAAAAUAGAGCACUGUAAAAUUACAGUUUUGAUCGAUGGUGUGUGGUAUACAGCUGUCAAUGCUUUUACGAAAUUAUGAAAUUAUACGUGAUUAGAAUUUCGUUUGCAUAACAUUUUGGCGCAAAAUGAAUCUAGGUUAACUAGAUCAACGUCAGUGAAGUGUUUACAAUCUCCGGACUGAAGAAAUUGCGCAAGAGUUAACGUUUACGAAAACAGAAAAUAAGAUUUUUAGGAGAUUUGGAUAAACCAGGCUUGGAUUUAUGAUAUUUUGUUAUUGUGUCGGAGUAAUCCUAUCCUGGACUUAUUGUUGUAUUUGAUUGGGAUUAAGAUAUUGGUACAGAAAUAUCGGUGUUAUAUACUUAAUACAAGUUGAAAGACAAUUUUUCUGCGACUUAAAUUACCCAGAGAGUAUCAAGUUUCAAGUUGUGCAGAUUUUUGGAUAGUUAUAUUGACAAAGUGGUCAAGGUUAUAUGUAUGUUACAUAUAUUACCUGGGCCAAAGUUUGCAUAAUUACGUAAUGGAUAUAUUGGAAUAAUUUUUAUGUUGAAGAAUAUUUCUUAAGAAGAGAACUAUCAUUAUUGUAAAUGUUACUCAAAAACUGGAAUAUGAGCUAAAAAAGGAGUGUUUGUAUUUUUUAAUUGAAUGAGAAGUUGUUUUGAAACUACUGUGAAUUUGCGGUGAUAUUACGUGAUUUUGUGACAGUAAUAAUGUAUAGGUUUGAAAUGAUAUAAUGUACUUGUAUUUGGAUUGUUAACACGGUGUUGGAUUUACGAGAGAUAUUAUUCUUCGCUUGUGAAACCAUUCUUGGUUUCAGUUUUGGUAAAGGAAAAGAAUGAGAAGAUGCUGUGUUCUGAUUGGCUGCCUCAUUUUGGGUUCUGUCUUCUUAUUGGUCAGCACAGAAGACUUAGGUGCAUAUGAAUCACAAUGUAACGUUAACAGCGACUGUCAACUUGGCUUUGUGUGCAUGUCCCAAAAAUGUAGCUGCGACAGCUCCUACGUGUACGAUUUGCGGACAGAGUCGUGCAAGAAAAUCUGCCGUGGCUCCAAUGAAAGCUUUGUAAAACAUGACUCGUUCGACCAUCAGUAUCAAAUCUACAAGAACCGUUACACGAACUGCUCGUACGUUGAUGGAAACCUUGAACUCACAAACCUGGAAGGAUCCUAUGACCUCGGUUUUCUCAAAGAUAUUGAAGAAGUGGAUGGUUACGUGUUAAUUCUGAAUGUGUUUUCAAAUUACCUUAAUCUUACAAAUCUCCGAAUCAUCAGAGGCAAGGAGUUAUUCCACCAUAGAGAGGAGGAUUAUAGUCUAUAUGUCGCCCUGAAUCAUAAUCCCUACAAUGACACACAAGGUCUUCUCGAACUACAAUUCAACAGUUUAUCAGAGGUCGUGCGAGGGAAGGUGCACUUUCUGAACAAUAACUUGCUGUGUUUUGCGAAUACGAUACGAUGGGACGAUAUCAACCCUUCAACGAGGCCAGCAUUCAGCAUCGUCUUCAAUUCCAAGAACUACAAAAGACAGUGUCCCCCGUGUCCAAAGGAGUGUUAUGAUGUCAAGACUGGAGAUUACCAUUGUUGGGGAAGUGGGCCGGGAAUGUGUCAGAAAUUAAACUACAUCAAGGAAGUGUGCUCUGCGUCGUGUGAUGGGCGAUGUUUCGGCGACCAGCAAAAUCAAUGUUGUCAUCCUGAAUGUGCUGCAGGGUGUGCUGGACCACGGAAAGACCAGUGCGAUGCAUGUAAGAAUUUCUACAACGAGGGCCAGUGCCACCCUUUCUGUCCUAUGAUGCGAAAAUAUGACCAGUCCCUAAUGAAAUGGGUGGAGAACCCGGACGGACGAUACUCUUUUGGCUCGCUUUGUGUGAAGGAGUGUCCCUUGUACCUUGUUAAAGACAAUGAUGCGUGUGUGAUCAAGUGCCCGGAAAACAAAAAGCCCAACCCAAAAACAAACAAAUGUGAGCAAUGUGACGGAGCAUGCCCGAAAAAAUGUCCUGGUUUAGAUGACAGCUCAUUCCUGAACAGUAAAAACAUCGAAGACUUCAGAGGCUGCACAAUAGUGGAUGGAUCAUUGAGUAUACUUGGAGUGUCAUUCUUAAGAGAUGUCCAUCUUGGAACAGUUCCGCUAAAGCUCGAAGACCUGAAUGUCCUGAAAGAUGUUCGGACAAUCAAUGGCUACCUAUCCAUCCAGGAACUUCCUAACGAAGCAGAGAGUAUCUCCUUCUUAAGCGGGCUUGAGAUUAUAAAUGGGCGAUUUUUAACAUCAACAAGCCAUGCUUUAAAUAUUCUAAAAAUGGACAGCAUAGAAUAUGUGGGGCUUGUUUCCUUGAGGAAUAUACGUAAUGGCGGCUCGUUGUUUGCACACAACAAAAACCUAUGUUACCUUAGUGGCUUGGAUAUGAGUGAAAUAUACUUGACAGAAAAACAGAAGAGCAGAAUGUUAUUCAACAAGCCCCAAGAGGAAUGUGAUGCUGAGGGCAAAACUUGCCAUAGUGAAUGCUCAAAGCACGGAUGCUGGGGUCCUGGACCAGAUAAAUGUCUCAAGUGUAAAAACAAACGUGUGGAGACAACAAACCAGUGUGUCGCAAAGUGCACAGAUGUUCCUAUGUUGUAUGAGGCAGAAAACAACACCUGUAGGGCAUGCCAUGAACAGUGUGCCGAAGGAUGCUCUGGUCCUGGUGAUGACCAAUGUUUCCAGUGCCUGAAAGUAAAGGUGUUGGGCCUGAAUAAUACCGCUGUGUGUAUGACAGAAUGUCCUGUCCCCCUAGAACCUCCCUUCCUUUACCCUGAUGAACAGAAAAUAUGCCGACAGUGUGACAUGGCCUGUGCUGAUGGAUGUACCGGUAAUAAGACAAUUGUUGGUUUCGGUGGGUGCAUGACCUGUGACCUGGCUAUAAAUAGAACCAUUGAACAGGACAGCAAUGGUACAACAGAAAGUGAAGUGCUGUGUCUGAAUAAAAGCCAGGUGUACUGUCCAGAUGGCUACUUUGAAAAACAGUACCGUUCGAAGGUCCCAAAUCAUCCUUUAAAUAAGAAACAGGUAUGUCAACCAUGUGAUCCGAUGUGCCUCACAUGUUCAACAGAGGGUGUGGCAAACUGCCCUGACUGUCGAUAUUACCGAUAUGAAAACCUCCGAAAAUACUCCACAUGUGUAGAAUCCUGCCCCAAGUUUCACUACCCUGAGCAAAAAGACUGUUCUCCGUGCCAUAAUGAGUGCCUGAAUUCCUGCACGGGACCCACAUCUAUGGACUGUGAUAACUGCCGCAAAUUCAAGAUCAUUACCAGUGUAGAAAAUGGAACAUUUAAAUGUGUGGAAGAGUGCCCAGCCAGCCUACCCUUCCUUGUGGAUGAUACAGACCCUGAUAAGCCCACAAUGACUGUGUGUGCCGCUGAUGACCACCCAACUGUGCUGCUUAGGAAGGCAAAGAGCAAGGAAGAGGAGAGAAAAAAGAUAUUGUCCAUAGCUAUUCCGACAGUGGGUGGGGUAUUGUUGCUAGGGUUACUGCUGACAUUGUUUGGUUACUAUUGGCGACAGAGGGAACGCGCCAAGGAAAACACAAUGAAGCUGACAACUAAGAUGAUGGGUGUAGAUGAUACUGUGCCACUAACACCAACUGAUGCAAAGCCAGACUUGUCAAAACUGCGACUUAUCAAGGAGUCUGAGCUGCGAAGGGGCGGAAUUAUUGGAUCAGGGGCGUUCGGCACUGUGUACAAGGGUUUCUACAUCCCAGAAGGCGAAAAUGUCAAAAUACCCGUAGCGAUCAAGGUUCUUCAGGAUGGGACGUCACCCAAUCAGAAUCAAGAACUUUUGGAAGAGGCUCGUGUAAUGGCUUCUGUCGAACAUCCUUGUUGUAUCAGAAUUCUUGCUGUCUGUAUGGCUUCUCAGAUGAUGUUGAUUACUCAGCUGAUGCCCCUUGGCUGCUUGCUUGAAUAUAUCAAGAAACACAAAGAAAAUACUGGAUCAAAAUCCCUGUUGAAUUGGUGCACACAGAUUGCCAGGGGUAUGUCCUACUUGGAAGAACGAGGUAUUGUCCACCGAGACUUGGCUGCCAGAAAUGUCUUAGUUCAAAGUGCCGGUCAGGUGAAGAUCACAGAUUUCGGCCUCGCGAAACUCCUGGAUUAUAAUGAAGAGGUGUACCAAUCUGCUGGCGGGAAGAUGCCAAUUAAAUGGCUCGCGUUGGAGUGUAUCCAGAGCAGAGUUUUCACACAUAAAUCUGAUGUCUGGAGCUUUGGUGUGACGGUGUGGGAGUUAUUUACCUACGGUGGCCGUCCUUAUGAGUCAGUCAGGGCGCGCGAUGUUCCCGACCUUUUGGAGAAGGGCGAGAGACUUCCGCAACCAAAUAUCUGCACCAUAGAUGUCUACAUGAUUAUGAUCAAAUGUUGGAUGUUAGAUGCAGAAAGUCGUCCUUCCUUCAUUGAACUGGCAGAGGAAUUCUCAAAAAUGGCCCGAGACCCUGGACGUUAUUUGGUCAUUCAGGGAGAUGAGCUGAAGAAAAUACCUUCGGAAGAAGUUUUAGACAAACCUGAUGAUUCACGCAUUGUAGAGGGAGACAAGUUGAUGCGACUCCCGAGCUACUCGUAUGACAAGGAUGAUUUGGCACGCCACCUAAGCGUUGGUGACGCUGGCACUGAGGAGGUUGUGGAGGCUGAAGAGUAUUUACAACCCGCGCCACCACCACCCCUGGAGCUUGAAAAUAACAAUUUUAAGAUGAUGGGCGCUGGAGCAUCAAAUCGUCCAAUAAGGGAGAAGCGAUAUGGCCAUCUUGAAUCUGCUGCUGUUGCUAAGCAACAAAGGGAUUUAUCACCUAACAACCGUCUCCGUGUCGACAGCUUUAAUAGUAGAUACUGCUCAGAUCCAGUAAAAUACACACGCAGUAGAGAUGAGCCAGAUGGUCGAGUGGGAAUACUAAAGCAUCCCCCAUCCCCACCCCCUCCUCCUGCCCCCCUUGGUAACGGGAAUAUUCCUGGGUACUCCCCCGGAUAUGGCCCCUAUAUUCAUGGGCCUGAAUCCAUACCCUCUCAACGGCUAAAUCUUCCGUUGGACGAGGAUGAUUAUUUGCAACCCAAGUCCGUUAAUCCUAAAGCGUACUUGGAUUUGGAAAAUAAUAAAGAAUAUUAUCUCAAUGAAAAACAGAUGUCUCAAGCAUCCAGGCAGCAGCCUUAUACCGACCCCUCAGACAAUUACCUUGUUCCAAACUCAGUCCCAACCAUUUUUGAAAACCCCGAUUAUUUCGAGGGUGAUCCACGUGACAGUGUGUUUGAUCGAAAAACUCCUCCGAGACAUAAUAGUGAUUCGUCAUGGAAAAGCGUGAAUAAACCAAAGGUUGCGCCGAAACCGCGCCGAUUGACUGAUUAUUAUAACGACCUCGGCAGUUCCGAUUCGUCACAACCGGAAAGCCAGCGACUGUUAUCCAGUACAUCUAAUUGCUCAAGUGCUGUGUAGCUGCGAAUUAGGAGGAGUUAUUUAAAUUGUGGUUGGAGAUAUAAGUGGUUAUUUACUCCUUGCUGUGUAAGAUGAAAUGUGCAAAUUGUGAUUCGAUGAAAACUCGGGGGAUGUAUAGUUAUAUGUAAUUCUUUUUGGAGAACUUCUAAAAAUAGACUGUUAUCGGAAGUCUUCGGAGAGCGUUGAAAUAUAAACUUUCAAAGAUGAUGGUUUUGUUUUUUACAAAACAAACAAAGUUUGUGGUUCAAAUCGUGAUUUUCAUCAUUUCUAUCUUGUAAAAAAAAAAAUGUGUCAGUUUGAAAUGCAAUUUGUACUUGCAUAAUUAUCAGAGAAAUGCAAAACUUGGCUGUUGUGAUAUAUAAAAAUUUGUAAGAUAUGAAAUUUUACAUGUCAUUAGUGUGAAUUUUAAAUUCUAUCAUAUAAAGCACUUCAUGGAAUUGCAAAAUUACUCCGGAACAUUCAUAGUGCAUGAAUGCACAAAAAAAUAUAAAUGAAUCCUUAAUUGAGUGAGUAAAAUGUUGUGUUAAGUUGCAGCAAAAAAAAUUGUUGCUAUCGCAUUAUAUCGUUAUUCAGUCACGAAUUCUUGUAAAUUGCUCUCUUGUUCUGUUGCGUAUUAUAGAAUGAUAUUCAAACGUGAUCUCUCGUUUAAACCAGUAACGGUUAUAUUUGAACAAAGAUUUAGCACUUUUUAUAAGUGAAAUAUUUGUCUUAAAAUAGAACUGUUGAAAAUAAACUCAAUGUAUUACAUAUGAUGUAUUAUAUACACUAAAGAUGCACUAAAAUUAUUCCUUUAAAAUAUUUUUAUUUGAAGGUUAAUGAAUAAUUUGUAAAAACAAUUAUUUCUACUAUCGUUACAACCUGAAUGAAGUUUAUUAGCGUUAAGAGGUUGUACAGGUCAAUAUAAACGUUUAUGAAAUUCUCGUAUAACGUAUUGUUUUUGCACCAUGCAUUUAUGUGAUACUGUGAAAAUGGCAACUUGUACACCUUCAAUGAUUUUUUAUUUAUAUCUGAAGCAUAUUUCUACAGAUUUUGCAAAAAAAAUCUUGUAAAAAUCUUCUAAAAAAGUGGUGAUUGGUAAAGUAUAACCUGUGGCUAGCAAAUUUUUAGACUGCGCGAAAAGCACAAGCUCGAAGAUUGAGGCUAAUUGGUUUGUGCAUUUUUAGCUCAUCUGAUUUUUUAAGGGAAAAGUUGAGGUAUUGUGGUGGCUUGGUGUUGGCGAUGGCGUUGGUCAAAAACUUGAUUAAGAUAUUCAAAUGAAGCUCUCCUUGGUACAAAAUUGCUUCUGGGAUUUUUUAUAAAACAGCCCCUAACAUCUGGAACAUGACAAAAUCACAUUGAUCAGGUCAUUGUGUAAAUUCUGUAGAAAUACAGCUUCAGAUAUAUUGAUUUUUUUUUUACAAUGCUUUUUGUAAUCAUAUCUGUGUAACAUCACCGCUAAAAUUCAGGAUCCUCGCUAAAAUUCAGGACCAUCGUAUAACUGGUUUUAAAUGAAGACUUCAUGUAACAUUCAGACCCAUCAGUGUAUUAAGUUAAACUUAUCAAUAAACCAAAUGUCACAAGAUAAAUAUAUCUGGGUACGGCCACAAUAAAUAAAUAAUUUGUUCGACAUUUUCCUGCACACAAUUUUAUGUGUGGUAAGAAAGGUAGAUUUUUAUUGAUUUUUUUUUUUCAUACAAACCAAUUAAUUGUGUAGUGAAAAAGGAAAGAUAAAAAUGACCACCUGCCAUCAGAGAUGCUCAAAACAAUUUAUGGUCACAUAUAUUUUUGUGACAGGAAACCACAAUAAAGUUAUUUGUUUAUGUUGGCCUUAUAAGUAAGGAAUUAUACAUUCACAUGAUUUUUCUGGGUUAUAAGUUCAGACUUACUUUUAUUUGAAUGUUUUAUCUCUGAUGUCAUUAAUUGAUAAUAUCACUGAUAGUAAAAUAUUCAUGUAUGUUAAGGAGUGACAGCAUAUCGCCCAAUCAGCUUCAAUGUAUAUCUCCCUAUCAGCAUAAAUGUGGCAUAAUAUUUAGGUCAUUUUAAAACUUUCAUUCCUGAUAUAGGUUAAAUUAUAUUAAAUAAGCAAAUCUAUUUGAAGGCUUUAAAGCACACAUGAACUGUAUUUUGACAUGCUAUUUAAAUAUAACGAUGUAAAAAAAAAAAGCGAUGAAUUUUGUAGCUAACACCAGAGGCAGUUGUUACUAACAGUCUCAAUUCUGAGUUCAGACUCAAGACUCAAUAUGGCAAAACUUCAUUUCAUUGUGAUUUUCCUUCUAUCAAACCAAUUAUGGUGAAAUUUGCUAAAAUAUGUAACACUUUAAAUGUUUACUGUUAAUUACCUGUUACAUCUUUUUUUGUAAAAGAAAUGGAUUAAAUAUGAUUUUUUUGUUCCUUCCUGAGUCUGAGUCUAGACUUGGACUUGAGACUGUUCGUAAUCACGGCUCCUAGCUGAUAUUAUUAAGUUUGAAUUGCUUCCUAUUGCAACCACGUUUUUAACUUGUCUGUUUUUGGUAGAAGAGACCAGACAUCGUCAUCCUUGACAUUGUUGUCGUUGGCAGAGGCAGCGUGCCAAUACUCUAACCUUGGCCAUUAAACUAAAAUAACAUAAAAGAUAUUCAAGUGAAACUUCAUAUGAUAAACUACAAAAACAAACAAGAUUGUACAUGAAAAAGACCAUGGUACAACAAAAUUAUUUGAAAGUAUUGCAUUUACAUUUUUAAUACAUAAAGCUGCACUCUCACCGAUACACAAUUUUUACAACUUUUUUUGUCUUGGAAAGAGCAAAUUUUUGCGUAAAUCUGCAAACUAACGAUAAAAGAUUUCUGACAAAAGAUCAGAUCGCAGAUUUUCAUAUUUUUGUUAGAAAAUUAAUAUUUUAUGGCUUAAACAGUUACUAACGGUUUAAGAAAAAUGCAUAAAACAUCAAUUUUAGAACUUAGAUAUAAACAGCUUUAACGUUAAAAUGUUCCUUUAUGUAUUUAAAAACCAGAGGUUUUAAGAAAUUAUUUUUAGCAAAUUUGAUUUUUAGCAUUUAUUUUUAAAAUACUGAAAAGUGAAUAGCUGUUUACUUUUUGAAAUGUUUAUGCCAAGAGUGUAUUUAACAAAUAUUUAUAUCUGAAUUAUUUCAUCUUUGUAAUUUAUACUAUAAAUUUUUAUGAUAAUUAUUUAAAAGCGAUUUUUAUUCAUAUACAUAUACAUGCACAUUCGAUUACUUUGAAAUGUGCUUCAAAGUGGAAACAAGCUUUAUAAAGCUAUUUGUAGAUGUUUUUUAAAUCAAUAAUGACCCGAUAGUUCAGAACUUUGAUAAUGUUAACAAAGUUGUUAACAGUUUUGUUGUUAACUUUUAUAUAUGUGCUGAUUUAAUUAAGUAAAACAAGCAUAAGGUAGCUGAAUCUUUAUAUUGUCUUUAUAUUUGUGAAAAGUACUGCAGAUAAAAAGUGUGUCCAUGAAAUGUUUAGAGAAUUGAAGGUUUGAAAGUUAACAAGAUCCAGUUAACAACAUUGUCAACUUUAACAAUGUUCUGACCAACAGGCCCAUUAUGUAUAUCAAGGUCAUUUGAAUAAAAGACUCCCUUUUGAAAUAUUUUUAAUUGUAUAUAUAUAUAUAUAUAUAUAUAUAUCAUUCAUUGUUAAAAAUUGUUUGUUCAUUGGAUAAGUUUUGAUACUAAUUUAAAUUCUUUUGUAUCGCCAUUAUUUUAUACAUAACUGGUAAGGACCAGGUGUUUUUUUCGAGAGAAUUUAUUUUCCAUUUUCUACAUCGUUUAUCGGCAUAAAGUAAUGCAUGUCAUGCUUUAAAGGGACUUGUUCAAAUUUUAUGGGGUCAGACAGGGAAAAAUCGAAAUUAAUAACUAAAAUGUGGAAAAAAAAGUGAUAAACAUCUCGUGUAACAUCGUGCUAACGAGAAUGAUUACGAUAAUUUUGUAAUAAUUUGAUUCGCAAUUGUUGUAAAAUAAAUAGGUUUUAACUAUUAAAAAAGAAUUAUCAACAAGAGUUUAAAUAAGAGUUCUAUUUCUAACAGUUAUUUAAAAAAAAAUGCACUGUUUUGUCAAAAAGCCUCGGUCAUGCUGUUGAAAAUUGACUGAAUUCUGAGGAUUUGAUUUACAAAAUUUGUGUCAGGCUAUUAUCUGCCAGUUCUUGUAUUUUGUUUGUUGCUGAAAGUUAAAUUAAAGUAGCGUUAUUGGAGCAAGGUUGAGAAAAUAUGUUACCCACAUAGAAUUUUUAAACGAGUCUUUUUAAUAGUAUUUGACCAUGUUUUUAAACAUGUAAGUGAAUUUAUUUUGGAAGUUUUAUGUUCAAUUUUAUUUUUCUAGUGUUACUCAACUGUUAAGGUUUAAUUUGAAGUUGUUUGAAUUGUUCUUUUUAGGCUGUUGAAUACAUUUUAUAACAUAAUUUCAGGUGUUACUUUAAAUCGUAAGUGCAUAAACAUAUGUUUAGUAAGGCCGCGCCAGAUGCAUUCUAUGCUUAGCGUCACUCGAUGGGUAAAUGAUCCACAUUCAGAAGACAAAACAGAAGUGAGUAAAAAUAAUUAAGUGCUUGUUUAGGCUUAAAUUAUGGUUGGGAUAAAUUGUUGAUGGGGUAUUGUUGAAAAUCAAUCGUUUACAAUUGAAGUCUCCUAUAAUCGAUAGCAUUAUCUCGGAAUCCCCUAUGGCUAUGUGGCUCUUUAUUCUCAUUUGAUAGAAAAAACUUCAUAAGAAUUUACUUGAAUCAUUCACGGUUUAGAACACAAAUGCACUUUUAUAAGAUUUAAACACUUAAGUUUAAACAUAUAAACGUUAAAUUUAUAAAACAUAAUUGAUAAUUGAUUGAAAUGGCUUGACCAAUUAUUAGUUCUGAUGAUUGAUUAUGAUUUUAGACUGAUUUUCAGUUCCUAAGUCAUAUUAAUUUAAUUAGACCUGCAAAACUAAUGCAUUUGAGGUUAUCAACGAGUUGAACGUUAAGUGGUCAAAUUUGUCUAGUGAAGCAACAUCUAGUGUCCAUACGCCAUUAAAGAGGGUUUAAGCGGGGGGGGGGGGGGGGGGGGUAUUCCAUGCAUUUUGUUUGACUUACCUGAUGGGUGAUGCUAAACUUAGAAUUAACUUGAAUUCGAUACGGCCUUAAUAUAUGAAAACAUUCCAAUGAUUACCUCGACUAAAAUUACCAAAUAUUCUUAAAUACAUGUAUUUAUCUAAUCAAUGGGCUCAGCUUAUUUUUUUUAUCUUUUCUUCAAUUAUUCAUUUAAGUGUAUAAUACACUUUUUCCCCAAUGUGAAAAUUUCCAAUUUCAUGCUUUGAAAAAAAUAUUGACCAGCAACCUGUUUUUUUGUCUGGAAGAGUUUGUGUUUUCUUCAAGAAUACUAACAUUCUUCAGUAUUUCCUGUUGAUUUUUGAAAGCAUCUUGUUCAUUUUUUGGCAAAACGGCAGUUCCCAAUAUUAGUCAAAAUUAAAGGCACCGGGCAUAUUGCCAAAAUGGUGUACAAACAAACCCACUGCAUAUAGUCUUAUAUAUCAUGUUCUUGUUUUAUUCUCAUGAAGUCAUUGCUAUUCACUGAUCUCAUUUUUUCAGUGCCAUUAUAUCAUAAACUGUCCAAACAAUGCUACAUGUACACCAACUGUAUAGUAUUCCAGUAAUUCAUAACAAUACAAUAAAGUACAUGUACCCUACCAGUGCAGUGCAGUGCAGUACAGUUCAGUAGAUAAAAUGACAGUAAACAACUGUACAACUCAUUGCAGUACUCUACAAUGUAGUAGCUAAACUCAGUAAACUACCCUGAACUACAACAGACUACAAUCAUUAAUUAGUACAGUACAAUUAAAUAUUAUAUUGCAGAUGUAAUUACAGUAAACUACACUACAGUACAAUUCAAUAAAGUACAGUACAAUGCAAUACAGUACAGUACAAUAGAUACAAAUUACAGUUAACUACACUACACUACAGGACUGUACAGUACAGUACAAAUUACAGUAAACUACCCUACACUACAGGACUGUACAGUACAGUACAAUGCAAUACAGUACAGUACAAUAGAUACAAAUUACAGUUAACUACACUACACUACAGGACUGUACAGUACAGUACAAUGCAAUACAGUACAGUACAAUAUAUACAAAUUACAGUAAACUACACUACACUACAGGACUGUACAGUACAGUACAAUGCAAUACAGUACAGUACAGUACAAUAGAUACAAAUUACAGUUAACUACACUACACUACAGGACUGUACAGUACAGUACAAUGCAAUACAGUACAGUACAGUACAAUAGAUACAAAUUACAGUAAACUACACUAGACUACAGUACAACAUAAUAUAAUGCCAUUCUGUACAAUUUAGUUAAAUGCAUUAUAAUACAGUACAGUAUAUUCUCAUAUAUCAAACACUUAUUUUCCAGUAGUCAUGAUUAUAUAAAAAAUGGCAUUAAUUUCAACCAUCAAAAAGAAGAAAUUCUAAAUACAAAUCUGGGACAAAAGCUUGAUUUCAUUCUAUGCAAAAGUCAAGUUUUAAUUACAUGAUUUCUGUGUAUAAUUCUAUUUCAUUUCUUCAUUUUCAAGUUGAACUGUUCUUGUAACUCAUUUCUUAAUCAUCUUAAGGCAAUAAUUAUCUGUUUAUUUUGUGCCAAAUACAUGAGUCAUGUUACAUUAUGUGUUUUUGAAUUACUCACUUUACAAUUAAGAGAAAAAGGAAAACUGUAAUAAAACAGGAAUUAAACACACACAAUAUCAUCAGGUAAUUUUGUAUUAAUGUUUUUUGUUUCAUGUUUGUGUUACAUGUAAACCAUUGAAUCUGUGUUCACAAUGUUUUCAAACAUGAUGAGUGAAAUUUGUUUCUAAUUAUGAAGUACUUGACUGUCAAUAUUAAAUGUAGAUUUAGUCCUGUAUCAUACCAAGUCAUGCAUCAUAUCUGUAUCACAAUUAUCUGCCUGAUUAGUUUUAUCACUCGUUUAUGAAUAAGAUUUUUUUUUGUAAUCUAAAAGUAGGAAAGUCUAUACUAAUUAAUACCCAAUUAAUAUAAUCAUGAAGUUUUUUUGUUUUAUUUUGGGUUAAACUUCUCUAAUAUUAUAUACUUUCUUUUAACUACAGCUCUCUCUAGUCUGUUUUAUAGUUUUAUUAAUUUCCAAUAUGUUCCAUACAAUGAUAAAUGCUAAUACAUGAAUUUUGACUUUUUUUACAUAUCGCCAUCAUAUUCAUAUAAAACAUAUCUGAGUUUAUCAUUAAAGUGCUUAUUUUUAUGACAAUGAUGUUUAUCAUGUUAUGUUAGUUAUUAAUACUUUUAGAAGUCUCUUUUGUAUUAUUUUGGUUGCCAGUACUCUGUACUAAUGAUGUAAGUCACAAUGGUAUAUGGCAUCCAGUUGGAGACACACUUGUAUGUUGUUGUAAAUGCUGUUUGCCCGCAUUUAAUUGAUGAACAAAUUUAAUACUGUAUACUAAAAUAAAAUGUUUCUAAAAGUG